AUGAAUUUUAGGAGGAUUUUCCUAGUCAAGUGCUUGCUGCUUUUAUUUCCCAGUGUAAAAUGCUCUGACAGCAAAUGGAUUUACAUGGCCGUGAAUGAGUCGGCUCUUCUCAGCAUCACUGCUGCUGGGAGCAUCUAUGAUGCAACGUGGCUGAGAAACAGAACAAGGCUGCUUCAGAUAAAAGAUAGGAAAGUUAAGUACUACGUGAACAAGGACCAGUGCCGGUGUAAGAUACUCCUGAAUGGGACUCUGCAAAUAGAAAGGCUGGUGAAAGAAGACAGUGGACAGUACACGGUGAUUGUUUAUCAGCAGGAUGGAAAAUUGAUGACAGAAGCAGAUACAAUGUUGAUCGUUCAGGAGCCUGUCCCUCAGCCAAUCCUCAGUGCUGAAUGCCUGAAUAAAACUCUGUCUGUCAAGUGUGAAUUGAAACAGAAGGCUAAAAAUGAAACAUUUCUAAUGGAACUAACUCAAGAUAAAAGCAAAAAAAUCCAAAAGAAUGCGUCAAGGUUGGAAUUGCACACACGGUAUUCUGGGACAUUCACAUGUGUUGUUAAGAACCAAGUCAGCAAAAAAAUGGCUGAAAAAGUAAUUAAGUGCUCAGGCCAGCUGGACCUUUAUCUCAUCUCAGGCAUAGCAGGAGGUGCAAUCUUCCUAGUCAUCUUCGCGAUUUUGCUUAUUUAUUGUAUCAGGAAGAAGAAAGCAGAAAGGCUUGAAGGUGAUGAUGAGGAGCAGAUGAUGCAGACUUGCCAGCAGGACAACGAAAUGGUGGUGCGGGAGCUCCCUCAGCCACCGUGCAAUCCCACCUCAAAGCAGCUGCGUGUGCAGCAGCGGCCACUGCCACAGCCCCAGGGCCAGCAACAACCACUGCCCCCACGGCCCAGGCCCCGCACUCAGCAGCGGACUCCAAAUCACCCGAGAGAAAGACCUUGA
This is a messenger RNA of Mesitornis unicolor (brown roatelo), 930 nucleotides long. RefSeq names its product CD2 molecule (gene CD2). Bases 1 to 930 code for a protein of 309 amino acids. NCBI's taxonomy places the organism in Eukaryota, Metazoa, Chordata, Aves, Mesitornithiformes, Mesitornithidae. The transcript has 5 exons. The record is from RefSeq and is a predicted model, not a curated record.